UUAGCCACCCUAUCCUUAAAACCUCCAAAUACAUCGGCUCUCGGAGUCGGGCUUGUUUCCCGACGCCUUAUGGUUUAACAGUUAGUCCGAUUGAAAAUGGCGGCGACGGCUACCUUCAGCCUUCGCUCUCUACCCUCUAAUCAAUGGCUGCACAAACUCCGAACUCGAACAGCAACUGCAUCAGUACGUUCACAUUCAUUCACUACUCUCGCUUCUCUUUCCCCCGUUGAAGAUACCGAGGACAUUCAAUUGAACGUAAAUUCCAAGGAAAUGGUACAGGAAACGGUUCCUAGUACUAGUAACAACAACAACAAUGACAAGUCGAAGAAGCCUUAUUUUCCAAAGCGAGGGCAAACAUUAGAAUUAGUAUGUGAAUCCCUUGCUUUUAAAGGAAAAGGCGUUUGCAAAGUUGCUGACACUGGAUUUGUACUCAUGUGUGAUCGAGCACUCCCUGGAGAACGAUUUAUUGGCCGUGUCACUCGCAAAAGAGAGAAUUAUGCCGAGGUGAAGAAAUUGAAAACCUUAACACGGCAUUUGGACUAUGUUGAAGCACCGUGUGAACAUGCUUCGCAUUGUGGAGGUUGCAAGACGCAGAGCUUGUCGUAUGAAGCUCAGCUCAGGGCCAAGGAGCAACAAGUGCGCGACCUGGUUGUACACGUGGGCAAGUUUUCUGAUCGAGAGCCAGUAUUUGCUGAUGCUAUGAAACCCAUUGUUCCUUGUGAUAUCCAAUUUCACUAUAGGAAUAAGAUGGAGUUCUCGUUUGGCGCAAAGGGCUGGGUACCUGCUGAACAAUUGCAAGACGAUACAGAGGGCUCUCGCUAUGCUUUGGGUCUGCAUGCCCCUGGCUGUUUUGAUAAGAUUUUAAAUGUGAAUAAGUGCUUACUGCAAAGUGAUUCCGGCAAUGAGGUUCUUGAAGCUGUGCAAGGAUGCUGGCGGGAUCCAGAACUGGGACUUUCUCCAUAUGAUGUGCACUCUCACUCUGGGUUUCUGAAGCAUCUAAUGCUUAGAACAGGCAGGAAUGUUGAAACUGGUCUUCCUGAGCUUAUGGUUAAUUUUGUGACUUCUUCUUACAAUCCUGAAUGCUUGAGGCCCAUUGUUGAGAAAAUCGCAGCUAUUCCUGAAGUGGUAAGCAUUGUUAACAAUGUGAACACUUCUAUCGGCAACACAUCCGUUGGGGAGAAGGAAUAUACAUUGUAUGGAAAAUCUACCAUUACAGAGAUUCUAAGAGGGCUUACUUUCCAAAUAUCAGCUAACUCUUUCUUUCAGACAAAUACACACCAGGCAGAGAUUCUCUAUAAACUAAUUGAGGAUUGCGCCUUUCUUAAAGGAGAUGGCUCUGAAAUUGUUCUUGACUUAUUUUGUGGGACAGGAACCAUUGGCCUUACACUGGCCAAAAGGGUGAAGCAUGUUUAUGGUUUUGAAGUAGUUGCUCAAGCUGUCUCUGAUGCACGUCAGAAUGCCAAGUUAAAUUGCAUUGAUAAUGCAACUUUUAUCGAAGGAGAUCUGAAUAAAAUUGAUUUGAACUUCGCCAGCAACUUGCCUACGCCGGAUAUUGUCAUCACAGAUCCUAAUCGCCCUGGUAUGCACAUCAAAUUGAUCAAUUUUUUGCUAAAGUUAAAGGCAACACGCAUUGUUUAUGUAUCAUGUAAUCCUGCCACCUGUGCUCGUGAUCUUAAUUACCUCUGUUAUGGUGUGCCAGAGCAGAAUAUAGAAGGCCAUUACAGGCUGAGUAGCUUACAACCAGUUGACAUGUUUCCACACACACCUCAUAUUGAAUGUGUUUGCUUGCUUGAGCUUCGGUGAAUACCCUGGUUGUAAAUAUCUCUGAAUUUCUUAUGCCCAUUACGUUCUUGCUGCAUUCUGGGGCUGUCGGCAUAAACUCUUAUGGGAUUUAGAAGUUGAAGAAUGCACACGCGAGUUGUGCAGCGCAAACUGUUGGUGCUAGUGGUGAAUAAAUUGUUCAUUCUACAAGUUUGCGACCUCGUGUCACUUGCACAGAACGAGCAAGCGACGUCAAUCAACCACCUUCCUGAUUUGACUAUGUAUAAUUGUUGAACUUUGUAGUUCCUCUUUGCUUUGCUUUCUUUGAUGAAUUUACUUAGUUAUGAUCGAAUUCUUCUCUGUCCUUUGUAUGAGGAAUUUCAGUUGAAGUCCGCGUUUAAUCAAUUCCAGUUUAAUGAGAAUGCAAAUACGUAGACUUCUUGUGGUGAUCA
Nicotiana tabacum (common tobacco) is the source of this 2213-nucleotide messenger RNA. RefSeq lists its product as uncharacterized. Lineage: Eukaryota; Viridiplantae; Streptophyta; Magnoliopsida; Solanales; Solanaceae. Gene Ontology annotation, biological process: RNA processing. Gene Ontology annotation, molecular function: RNA methyltransferase activity. The record is from RefSeq and is a predicted model, not a curated record.